This is a messenger RNA of Phytophthora nicotianae INRA-310, 5437 nucleotides long. RefSeq lists its product as hypothetical. The transcript is spliced from 2 exons. Gene Ontology annotation, cellular component: TRAPPIII protein complex; phagophore assembly site; cytoplasmic vesicle. The record is from RefSeq and is a predicted model, not a curated record. The coding region runs from base 1 to 4230 and encodes 1409 amino acids. Lineage: Eukaryota; Oomycota; Peronosporomycetes; Peronosporales; Peronosporaceae. Gene Ontology annotation, biological process: protein localization to phagophore assembly site; endoplasmic reticulum to Golgi vesicle-mediated transport.
AUGGAGCCGUUCGAGAGCUGGGUGCAGGACACCUUCGCGCCUGUGGUGCUCACAUGCUCCACGUCAGAAGCUGAGCGCAUCGCUCAGAAGAACAACCUGUCGGUGGCCAACCUGCUCAAUGGCUUUGCGCGCCUGGACGACGCCGACACGCCGAUGCGUUCUGUAACGCAUCCGAUCCAGCUCGCACGCUUCAACUUCCGCUUCCUAGCCACCACUCAGUUCCGCACUAUGGGCGUCAAUGAAGCCACCGAGCAGCUCAAUGCCACUAUCAAACGUCACCCUCCGCAGCACAACGCAUCGGCUGCCUCCGCAGUGGAGCUGGAUAUCCCACGCGUCACCAACGUCGACGACGUCCCCACGUACCUACGCAUCGUCGGCGCUGAUGCCGACGCAGAAGGCGACAACGACCCCAUGCCCUGGUACGGGUCCUUCAAACACACCCUCAUGGAUACAUUCCGCUGCGAAGAGUACAGUCUUUUGUGUCACCCAGUAGCCAUGCUCGUGGUCGUGAGCUCCACAGACCCAAAUCCACGCCAUAGUUUCGAGGAACUGACUGCGCCUAGGUACCUCCCAGCGCCGUUCCAAAUGGGACUAUAUGAUGCUACAUUGGUACCCAAAUUCUACGUUGUAGUGCAUGAUAUGUUGGAGACCGAGGGCACGUCUAUUGACCCCGAUGCCAUCUUGAGGAGUAUGAACAUUUCUACAGUCAAUGGAGCCGUGCUAAGGAUCAAUUCGUUACCAGUACAAGACGCUCCGGUGCCGUCACAGUUCGCGACAGUGUGGACGGACAAUCCUUACGUCAGACCUCCACUAUUCCCACAUGAAUUGGAGACGUUCCCUCAAGUGACUGAGGGAGUGGGUGCAUUGUUAUCAAGAGACGAUGUGGCGCAGAUUAAGGCGUUUGUGCGAGAUUUUGGACUGCGGUUCAUGUUGUCGUCGCUUGAGGGACGUAUUUUCCAGUUGAAUGAGGUUGUUUCGGCGAUGAAAAAGGGAGUGAAGAACGUGUUCAAGUCGUGGCUGCGUAAACCGAAGGACUUGCGUCCGUCUAACGCUUCAUCAUCAGGUGGAGUGCUUUAUAAGUGCGAUUCUAUCGAGUCGCAGACGCGUCUUCUGGCCGAUACAGCGUUUCUUGUGCGAGAUUACGAGCUGGCGUUGCAAAUGUAUCGCUUAGUGCGUGACGACUUUAAGUCCGACAAGUCGGUCUUCCAUUGCGCCAAUGUGAACGAGAUGAUUGCGCUCUGUUUACUUCUUACAAAAGGAUCGCCUAUGCAGAUGACUAAUGCUCUGGAUGCUGCCAAUGCGAUCUAUGCCAAGACGCCGUCUCCAUUAACUCAACGUCUGGCUAUCCGUACUUCUGUGAUUGCUGGUGAGAUCUACCACGCAUUGAGCAAGUCUGGUCUGUUCACGGACUACAUGGACAACGCAUCUGCUGCUCUGAUUCGUGGGUCAACGAUGGAGCAGGGAAUUUGCGCUGCUGUGCUCAUGGAGCGUGCAGCUCUAUGUGAUCUCCGCGCGCGACUACCGAAAUUCCGCAAGUAUGGUUUCCGAAUGGUUAUGGCUGGUCAUGUGUACGACUCUCUGGGGCAUGAGCAGCACUCUGCGAGGUGCUACUCGUUGGCUCGUGCCAUCUACGACUGCAGCGGCUGGUUCCUGGUCGAAGAUCAUAUCAAUUUUAUGCUUGCGCAACAGGCGAACAAGUUGGACGACCGUAUGGCUUCUAUUAACCUGUUUCUCAAGCUUAUCGGUACAGGCCGUAACUCGGCUAGUCAGCAGGAAGCUAUGCUGUACGAUUUCGGUCUGAUGGUCAAGGAUUUCCUGGUGACAGAACGUGCUGACGCUUCGCCGUCGUCAUUUUCUCGAGGUGGGCCCGUCUUGAUAAAGGACGGAGACGGUAGCGCCAAGAAACUGCUCGUAAGGGACUUGUGCAUGCCUGAGUUGGAUGACAAGUCUACCGUUGUGUUUGCAGCGACUAAUGCGUUCGGGAUUGAUCGAUCUAUCGACGGUAACCACUCAGAAGCGGAGAUCUGGCAAGAACUUGGAGAAAUGGUUGACAAGCAGAACCGACUGUAUCAAUACGUUACAUCUGGGAGCAAUGAGGAAGCCAAGAGUUGGUUUGCGCCUUCGCAUCUGUACGCUGGGUAUCGCAGUAAAAAGAAUGCUGUGGUUCAGAAACCGGAGAACUACGUGUUGGGAGAGCAGAUUUAUGUCGAGUUUGUGAUGAAGAACGCCUUGUCUUGUGCUGUGGACGUUGAAGAGAUUCAUUUGUUUGGGAAAUUCGAGACCUCCGACGAGGUGUUUGAUGUCCCUGAGAGCAGAGAGACUGGCGAACAGCGUAUAGUGAUUGAUAGCGUGAAUCUGCAGCUCCUCCCGUGCAGUGAAGAACGAGUCCGGCUUGCAGUGUGCCCGAAGAUAUGUGGAAAGCUUAGCUUAACUGGCGUCCGCUGGUCGAUAUGUGGUGGCGAUGUCCAAGGCGAGCACGCGUUCGACAUCCCUGGACCGCUAUUGCAAGAUACUCGAGCAAACCGGGAAGCUCGAGCUCGAGCUCCGAACAUGAGUCUAAUCGCCAACGUUGUCGAAUCUAUGCCGUGGCUUGGAGUGAAAGUCGAUGGUGUUCCUGCUGAAUCCUUUGUGGGUGAGUUGAUGAAGCUGAAGGUUUCUCUCGUCAACUCUGGAACUGCACCAUUGGGUGGACUGCAAAUCUGUUGUACCGACUUACAGCUUUGUGCAUCUGGAACUGGUAACCUUGAAGAUCUAUGUGGUUACGUUGGCGUGAAUGGACAUGUUGUGGACUUGCGUGAGGUUAUUCUCGCCCCUGGAGAAAGAAGAGAAGUGACGAUAUGGGCACGAGGUGCAGUACCUGGCCGACGUCAUGCAGCCCUGUUAUUCAAGUACACGACUUCAUCUGGAACAGCCAAGGCCUCACUCUCGCGCACAGCGAAAAUUAAGCUGGACCUGGACUUGCUGCCGUGUAUCGAUGUGUCGUACUCCAUCGAGCCAAGUUUCGGUGCCAGUGGCGAGUAUACUCUUGGCAUCACUGUGUCAAACCAGCGAGGCGACCACCACAACAUGGCUAAUGGUCUGGACGGCAUGGUGCGACUGGAGGAGCUCUUGUGUGUCAGCAACACUUGGGCAGUAGAGAGAUUGGCACGAACGCCGUCGCAGAUUGCUACUAACGUGCGGGAUUCUCUGCAUCUAGGCUUCUUUGAAGCGAGCACAAGUUACUUCCGCGUAAUUCGACGCCGUGAUACUUCUGGUACUGAAUUAUGCAAGUUGGCACUCAACUCUGAACAGAACGGGGAAUUGUCAACGAGCCUCCCGAUCGAACAGUUCUUGUGCUUGGAAAACGCUGUAGAGCUCGUCCGUGCUGGUGGUGCUGGAUCUGGUGAUGCAAAUGACGGCAAACGUGGCGGCGGCUUUCGUACGAUUCAAAGUGUGCGACGAGAGAAUAAGGCGCUGAAAAGUGCGGCGGGUGAAAACGUUAUCGACCACAAGCCACAGCAAGAACCGCAGCCAACGUCGAAAGACGCACUAUUGUCUCACUUGGAUACCGACGGCCACCUUGUACUCGUAUGGUCGACCGAUUGCCACGCAUCUUACUCCGACCAAGUGUCGCCUCAUCGAGCAAUUGGCCAGGCAAAUCUCACAUCGGUGAAGAUCCGGCCGGUACCACAGGAAACGUCAUGUCCUCUGACGGUGACACUCAGCUACAAUGACUCUGUUGAGCUGCGGAGAUCCACAUACCCCGGGCCUACGUCAGGAUUGACAAUCGCGGAGUUGGAUAUCUCGAUGGAAGUCUGCAAUGACUCGGUGCCAACUUCAACACCUCUCGAUGUUACAGUCGAAAUGCUUCAUCCCGAAGAGACCCAAGCUUCACUUCCUGCUUCGUCUCCGUUGACAAAGUUACACUCUGUGUCUCAUUCCGGAGCGUCUCCACCCCAUGGUGCGCCGCCUCGUUUCUUCUGGACUGGUGUAACCAAGAAGAAGAUUGCUCGGUUCUCGCCUAACAGUCGGGUUACAAUUAAUCUCAAGGCAUGCUUUAUGGCGUCUGGUAUCUACAAUUUGAACCGCUUCCGGUUCGUGGUGCAUGCUGCCACACCCGGACAACCAGCUAGUGUGUUCAUGCUCCCUGCAGAAUACCUCGUGUAUGUGAAGGACUCGGAAGCCUCUGGACCAUCGUUACAGUCAGAAACCAAGCAGGCGAUUGACCAGUUGCUUGUGCCGGUGCCAUGAAGAAUGUUGCUGCCAGGAGUGGGCUACGAUGUAAACGGUUAAUGUCGCUCAUACUGCCAUUAGUCGCUUGUACUUUUGCUCGAUGAGGCGGAUUUCUUCGUCCUCUGAAUCGGACAUGGAGCACUCCGGAGUCUCAGUCGAAAACUUGAUGCGUGGCACGCAAAAGCUGUGGAAAUCAAGAGGUGGCGACGUGAAGCAGCCACCGUGAUGAUCGACAAAGCCCCCUACUUUCCGAAGGUAGGCGUCAGGUGGCAGCAGCCGUUCAAUUGCCGACAGGCCAUCGCUGCUUCGAUCAUCAACCUCGUCACUGUCAGCUGCUCUACCUGUCCCCCUGCUGACUUCAGUUGGUGUAGAGCUUAAUUCUCCAACAGAUACGUUGUGUGCAUUGGGACUCUUCUCCACCGCUUCAGUCUCUUGGUCGAUGGUGGACUCUGCUGCAACACCUGUCAAAGCUUCAGCGGCUGGCUGUUGCGCUGUCUUCUGGCUGCCCUUUGAUACUUGUGAUAGCUGGGAUACGCUUAAAUCGUCGACUUCGGGAUCAACUUCUUCGACAUUAGCAUUCUCUGUCCCGUGAAGUUGCGAAGCGCCGAGUUUCUUCCUCCGUUUGCCCACAAGUGACGACGAUAGCGAUGAUAAAUCAGCUGCAGAGCCACUGCUGAUCGAUGACAAUCCCAGCGAGCUUAACGAGACAUCGUUGUCUUCUUCAUCUCCUUCACUGCCCACGUUAUCUUGUUGCGUGUGAAUAAAAGCCUCGUCAGAAAGCGGGCCAUCAUCAUUAUGCCGUGGUCCUGAGACCGUUGAAGAUUGAGAACUCACAUGCUCAUUCCCGUGUCUGCUAAACGUACCGGAAACGUUGGAGACAUCGGCCACUGCUCCAAUACUCGAACUGCUAGCGUCCGAGUCGUACCCUUCGUCAUUUGGAGACAUAUAUACUUGCUUUUUGUUGCUGUCACUUCUUGCAGCGUGUAGGAGACGACGUAGCUGCGCGAUCUGUUCUUGCAUUUCGUGAAGCUGCCUCUGCUGGUUUUCAAGGAUCUGUUGAUGCUGAAUUGUCAACAGCUGCUGUGUUUUACAGCAACUUCGGGAGCUACUGGUGUUACCAGUCCAGUCGUGCUGAGCAGGUCCCGUAGUUUCUUUUUUUUCCGUCUCAUUCGGAGCCGGCUGCGAAGUCUCUUUUUCACCUGCAUCACGUUGGUCUCGACCACUG